UUUUGAUUGGAUAGAAAAAAGAAUCUUUUUUUUCCUCUUGCAAAACUAAAACAAGAUGGCGUCCUCCAUGGGAUUUAUUUUGGGGCUCAGCUGUUCGGUGUAUUUUUAUGCUGUUAUAGUCGUGGGGAUUUCGACAGAAGAUGAAUUUGAAGGCUCUAGAACCUUACCAAUUGAGCACUCCUUUUCAUCUGGUACAAAAGAUUUCACCAAACAUGGCACCAUAAUCAUUCAAUCAUUGAAAGGAAAUAAAGCCCAGUUCACACCUGGGUCGAUUCUUACUUCCAAAGAAAUAGAACUGCUGCGAUCUGCAGCCAAAACAAAUGGACUCUACAGAGUGCGGAUACCUACAAAAGUCAGCGGAGAUAACACAGUCUAUGUCUCCGCAGCCACCAAAGCGUGUAGCAUUUUAGAGUCUGGGCUUGAAGAGGAAAUCACAAUCAAUUUUGACCAGUCUGGUGAGGUCCUGGGAGUAAGUGUUGGAACCAAGAUCCCGGCAUGCACAGGUCUUGAUGUACCAGAUGCCAACCUAACAACUUGGAAAACUGUUGUAGAAAUAGCCAGCACAGUGUCAGGGCCCAUUCCUGAUACCCAGACGUACAUUGAGAAAAUUAAACGAGAUGAGCAAGAAAAGCUGAAAAACCAAGAUGGAGAUAACCGUUCCUUUUUAGGCAAAUAUUGGAUGUACCUGGUGCCUCUGAUUAUCAUGAUGGUCAUCAUGUCUUCUGCAGACCAGCAAGGUCAAGGUGGUGGCGGCGGACGUUAAUUACAGACAUGGUGGUAGUUCCUCGACUGUUUGGCUUCAUGUCAGUGUGUGUGUGUGUGCGUAUGUUUGGCUACGUGUCUGUGUGUGUGUGAAAGAUGGGAAUAUUUCCAAUGCCUGCCAUUGUUAAUGUCAACUUUAGUGUGCGUCUAGAAUUGAGAAGGUUUACUGUCAAGAUAGAAUUACAAAGUAUAAUCAGGACUGUCUCUAGUGGGGUCUGUAUGUCUAGAAUGUGGUACCAAAAACAAAAACUUAGAGAGAAAAAAAUGUUUGAUACACAAUUUUCCGUCGCUUCUAUUUUGACUAGUGCGUUUGCACUUUGGGAACUAGAUCUAUUUAAAAUGAGUACAAUGGAACUCUACGGGAGAAACUUGACCGAGGUCUUGCGUGUCAUACGUUGUUAUACAGUUCACGCAGUUUCAUUGGUUGCAUCACUAGAGGGUGAAAUGCAAGGAUUCGUAAACAUCUAUUCUAUUAAACUAAUCAACAACCCCCCCCCCCCCUUUUCCCGUGGAGCUCACAUCCAAUUGUGUUAGAACAAAUGAAAGUAAAGACUCUGACCCAAAGUUAACCCUUUGCUCUAUCCAUUUAAGGGAUAGUGUGAAAAUGGCUUUGUUUCAUAACAUUAGACACCUGAAAGUGCAAGGGUUAACACCGCUGAGAGGCUGGUUAAACGGAUGACAAAUGUGCGUGCUGAAUGAAGAUAAAUGAAAUCUUGUGGGAGAAACAACCUCGAACCCCCCACCCUCCCCCUGCCCCCCCCCUUUAAACAAUACAUGGGCUGAUGAAAAUGUUGAUGUUAUUGUGUCCAAGGAAAAAAAUCUGCGAGCAAUUUGGUGACGUAAUGGUUCUAAAAUUAGCUCCGUACAUGUGCUGGGAGUGUCACGAAGUGAAUAUUUGAAUAUUUGGGGGUUGACUUUUUAUGUUUUUUAAAUAAAUUUUUACUUGGAUUCAUUUUUGUUGUUUCAUGUAUUUAUUUCUGAAUGUUUUUGUGUGUCUUGAUAUCAACGUGAAAUAAAACAUGUUACUCUGGUCA
Messenger RNA from Biomphalaria glabrata, 1796 nucleotides. Its product is annotated as ER membrane protein complex subunit 10-like. The record is from RefSeq and is a predicted model, not a curated record. Gene Ontology annotation, cellular component: EMC complex. Lineage: Eukaryota; Metazoa; Mollusca; Gastropoda; Planorbidae. The transcript is spliced from 7 exons. The coding region runs from base 56 to 763 and encodes 235 amino acids.